Jatropha curcas is the source of this 1419-nucleotide messenger RNA. RefSeq lists its product as uncharacterized. Gene Ontology annotation, molecular function: ATP-dependent peptidase activity; ATP binding; metalloendopeptidase activity. The record is from RefSeq and is a predicted model, not a curated record. NCBI's taxonomy places the organism in Eukaryota, Viridiplantae, Streptophyta, Magnoliopsida, Malpighiales, Euphorbiaceae. Gene Ontology annotation, biological process: proteolysis.
AUUAAACUUACCCCCAUACAGAUGAGGGGAAAUAAAAGCUGAAGAAUUUGAACGUCGCCGUUUUAGCCAGUUUAGCUUUUAAACUGUCGUUGAAAUCUUGUAUUUUGAUUAUUUUGAUUAUCCUGUAUGUGUGGUUGACGACUCAAGUUGGAAAAACGGCAUUUUAAGAAUCAGGACAUCACAUAUGAUCAAAUUUGGGUUCUUUUUCAGUUUUCCUUUUGAAUGGGCACAGUGGUCUGUAACACGACUUUAGUUUCUCCUACACGAACAAGAAUCUGCUCUUUCAGAAUCGUUAAUUCAUCUCCAUCAGUUGGCAUAUCAAGACAGCAAGCAUUAGACCAAGUGGACAAGGAACUAGCCAAAGGAGAUGAAAGAGCAGCGCUUUCCCUUAUCAAGGAUUUGAAGGGAAAGCCCAGUGGCUUGCGAUGUUUCGGCGCUGCAAGACAAGUGCCGCAAAGGCUUUACACAUUGGAUGAACUGAAACUGAAUGGAAUAGAAACAACUUCUCUUUUGUCCCCUGUUGAUACAACUCUGGGUUCUAUAGAAAGAAAUCUGCAACUCGCUGCUCUAAUUGGUGGGAUUGCUGCAUGGAAUGCUUUUGGGUUUAACCCACAACAAAUACUUUAUUUUUCUUUGGGAUUCUUGUUUCUAUGGACUUUAGACUCUGUCUCUUUUAAUGGAGGAGUUGGGGGUUUGGUUCUUGAUACAAUUGGUCAUACAUUUAGUCGGAAGUACCACAAUAGGGUUAUUCAACAUGAAGCAGGGCAUUUCUUGAUUGCCUAUUUGUUAGGCAUUCUUCCAAAGGGAUAUACAUUAUCUAGUCUGGAAGCUUUACAGAAAGAAGGAUCUCUUAAUGUUCAAGCAGGGACUGCUUUUGUGGAUUUUGAGUUUCUUGAAGAAGUUAAUGCAGGAAAAGUAUCAGCUACGACUUUGAACAGAUUCUCAUGCAUAGCACUAGCAGGUGUAAUAACUGAGUAUCUUCUAUAUGGAUAUGCAGAAGGAGGCCUUGCUGAUAUAAAUAAGUUGGAUUUGCUGCUUAAUGGCUUGGGAUUCACACAGAAGAAAGCUGAUUCUCAAAUUAGAUGGUCUGUGCUAAAUACUGUCUUAAUUUUACGUCGCCAUGAAAGAGCUCGAGCUAAACUUGCAGAGGCCAUGUCUAUGGGAAAAUCUGUAGGAUCUUGCAUUGCCAUCGUAGAAGAUAAUAUAGAUGAUGCAGACAUCUAGGUUUAGUUCAUACAAAUACUAUCCUUUGUAAAUUUUUCUCUCCUAGACAAAAUCUGUCAUCACUUGUGAAUUACAUAUUUUUAUGUUGCUUCUAGAAAAGUAAAUCAAAAGAGAAAUUGUAUGAACAGACUAGGUGUUGUGUGAUUGAUAUUUUAUAUCGAUUAAAAAAAUGAUAUUUAGAAUGUUUAAUUAAAA